Molecule: messenger RNA, 358 nt
Organism: Artibeus jamaicensis (Jamaican fruit-eating bat)
Lineage: Eukaryota; Metazoa; Chordata; Mammalia; Chiroptera; Phyllostomidae
Gene: LBHD2
Product: LBH domain containing 2
Exons: 4
Coding region: 1-309 (102 amino acids)
Source: RefSeq, a predicted model, not a curated record
AUGGACGGGGGCCUGCGGUUCGGACAGCGGACGGUGGUUGGAUUUGGAGAGUGUCCCCGGCCGGCCGUGCCAGAGCCAAGCCCAGCUGAAGAGGCCAAAGGCCGAGCAGGACAGGCUGUGCUGGGUGCCUGGGAGAAGGGCCCUCGGCCGGGCCAGCGGCUGCCGUCCAUCGUGGUGGAGCCCAGCGAGGCGGGCACUGUGGAGAGCGGGGAGCUGCGCUGGCCCCCGGAGGGCACCCAGCAGGGUUCCCCCAAGAUCCAGGGUGCUGCUGAUCUCACCCUCCCCCGCCCCCACCCUCAGCAGCCCUGACUGGUCAGCCGCCCCCUGAAGUUUGGGCCCAGAAGCCGCCCGUCCACGC